Molecule: messenger RNA, 1074 nt
Organism: Lathyrus sativus (Indian pea)
Lineage: Eukaryota; Viridiplantae; Streptophyta; Magnoliopsida; Fabales; Fabaceae
Source: the annotation of a GenBank genome assembly
AUGGAAUUAGAUAACCUAGUGAAACAACUAAGUACAUCUAGACCAAAAGACCAAAACUGUGUUUUUAAGGAUGGUGUUUCUGUUGGUCAAAACUUAUCAAAAAAUAACAAAGUUGUUGUUGAUGCUCAUAAGACACAACCUCAACAACAUAAGAAACAAGUUAGAAGGAGACUUCACACUACUAAGCCUUAUCAAGAGAGGCUUAUGAAUAUGGCAGAAGCUAGGAGAGAGAUUGUCACCGCCUUAAAAUUUCACAGGGCAUCCAUGAAAGAAGCAAGUGAACAACAGAAGAAGAAGCAACAACAAGAUGAUGCUCAAGAACAGUUGCAGAAGGAAUCACUAUCGCAUCAAUCUUCACAGCAGCAGAGUUUUGAGCAAGAUGGAAGAUAUAAUAAGUUUAGGAGAAACCACAGAAUUUAUCCUUCAUGCAGAACCAAUUCUUCAACUUAUUUCAAUGAUUCUUCCUAUGUUUCAGUUCCAAAUUCUUACACUUGGCCUGCUACUUCGGAAAUUCUUCCACCACCGACCCUUUUGCCUGAAAAUCCCAAUUUUAUUCUUCCAAAUCAAACUUUGGGACUGAAUCUCAAUUUUCAUGAUUUCAAUAACUUGGAUAUUACUGUUCAUCUUAAUAGCAACUCAUCAUCGUCAUCAUCCUCUUACUCACCUGGAACCUCAUCUUCUUCUGCUUCACAGGAUAUUCCUUCUGUUGAAACAUCACAGGUUGAUUCACACGCCUUAACUCAUUCUACUGGAGGCUUACACACAGCUAUGAAUGAUGAGGCUAUAGCUGAGAUCAGAUCAAUAGGAGAUCAACAUCAAAUGGAAUGGAAUGAUACUAUGAGUUUGGUGCAAUCAGCUUGUUGGUUCAAGUACUUAAAACACAUGGAACAUGGUGCACCUGAAACCAAGGUUGAAAAUGAUGAUUUUGAGCAGCCUCUGGAGUUUCCAGCUUGGUUGAAUGCAAAUGAAAGCUGCCUAGAAUUGUGUUCAGAAAAUAGUUUCCAAGAUUAUACUUUACCUUGCAUGGACAUCGGAGAAAUUGACUGUAUGGAUGAUGAUUGGUUAGCUGGUUAG